Messenger RNA from Ambispora leptoticha, 2154 nucleotides. The record is from the annotation of a GenBank genome assembly. Lineage: Eukaryota; Fungi; Glomeromycota; Glomeromycetes; Archaeosporales; Ambisporaceae.
AUGCCUCUUCCAAAGUCAAAGAAAACUGCAGGUCUCGGAAAAGCUAUUAUUCGUGAUAGAUUUAAAGGAAAUACGCGUCCAAGAGAUGGUGAUACUACUCUGCAUACAACAAACUUAGACGACGGCCCAAGUUGGACAAAGCUACGCUCCAUCACUCAAGAACGCGAUCUGGACGAGUUUUUAAAUACUGCCCAGUUGGCAGGAAUCAAUUUUACCGCAGAAAAAUUGAACAUUACCGUUGUGACAAAUACGUAUAAUAACCCCUUUUUACUUGACGCCGAGAAAGAACGGGAGACACUUAAAAGACAUGCGGCAAAUAAAGAUAAAUUAACCAUUCCACGACGACCUAAAUGGAAUAAGACAACCACCGCCGAGCAACUAGAGUAUCAAGAGAAAAAUGCCUUUCUAAAAUGGCGACGCAAAUUGUCCUAUCUACAAGAACAAGAAGAAUUCCUCUUAACACCAUUCGAGAAAAAUCUCGAAGUCUGGCGACAACUCUGGCGUGUCAUCGAACGUUCACAAUUGAUCGUCCAGAUUGUGGACGCGCGAAAUCCGUUGUUCUUUCGUUCGACAGAUCUAGAAAAAUACGUGAAGGAAGUGGAUUCAAACAAAAAAAAUGUUUUGUUGGUAAAUAAAGCGGAUUUGUUGACGGAUAAGCAAAGACAGAUUUGGGCAGAUUAUUUCGAAUCACAAAAUAUAAAAUAUAUUUUUUUCUCGGCUAUUCUUGCGCAAGUUGAAAAUUUUGAGAAUGUACCAGCAAAAGAAUUAGAUGAUGAAUCUAUUCAAAAAGAAUCUUUAAAGACCGAAAACGAAAAUGAUGAAAGCAAGACAAAGGUUGUCAAUCCAGAGCAAGUUGUAUCUCAGGGAAUUUCAACGACUUCAAUAUUGACUACCGAUGUUCCCGCUCACAAAAUUAAUAAAGACAAUGUUUUACAAGCUUCAUCACCAAUUCUCGAAAAUGAAGUUUCAAGCAAAGAUGAUGAGCUUGAAGAAGAUAUAGAUAACAACAUGGAACAUUUAAGUAUUAAUCAAGAGAAUAUCCUCAACGUGCACGAAAACGAUAUAUCACUUCAACCUUUAAGAGAUGAACGAAUUCGAAUUCAUACAACUUCUGAUUUAAUAUCUUUGUUGGUUGCAGAAGCAAAUGAAAUUGAAGGUACCGCUCAAACAGAUGCUCCCCAAAAGCUCACGAUUGGUCUUGUUGGUUAUCCGAAUGUCGGGAAAUCAUCAACGAUUAAUGCACUUUUGGGCCAAAAACGCGUAUCAGUAUCAUCGACACCCGGUAAAACUAAACAUUUUCAAACCUUACAACUCUCAUCAACGUUGACAUUAUGCGAUUGCCCCGGGUUGGUAUUCCCAAAUUUCGCUACGACUAAUGCCGAUAUGGUGUGUAAUGGCGUGUUACCAAUUGAUCAGUUGAGAGAGUUUACUGGUCCCGCGGCAUUAGUAGCUCAGCGAAUCCCACGAAAAGUUCUCGAAGCAAUUUAUGGAAUAACGAUACGCACUAAAAGUUCAGAUGAGGGUGGAGAUGGCGUUCCAACCGCUGAAGAAUUGUUGACUGCUUAUGCUAUCGCUCGAGGAUUCACAAAAGCUGGUUUUGGAGAACCUGACGAAUCACGCGCAGCGAGAUAUAUAUUGAAGGACUACGUAAAUGGUCGGCUCCCUUUUUGUCAUCCACCACCUGAUACAAUACCAGCGCGUGAAUUCAACGCAGAAUCACACAACAUUGACCAUUUUCUAAAACUAAAAAAAAAAUCAACGGGUGCAUCAGCAGAUACUAAAAUCGAAAAAGGAGCUGAUAUCUUUUCUUUAGGGACAUCAUUAUCAACGUCAGACAAUAGUGUUUCUAUGACUGGAGAGAAAGCCCAAGUUUUAGACAAAUCAUUCUUUAGCAAACCGCCAACUGCUAGUGUGCAAGUUAAGGGCAACAAAUUUGCCUCAUUUAAUAGCAAUAAUGGUUUUCAUCGAGUAAACAUUUACCCGUUACAUGGGAAAAUUGCCGACGAUGGGACAUUAAUAGAUACGAAAGAGGGAUUUACGUCAUCACAAUUUUCUAUAGCUCAGAAUUUGCUUUUAUCGCCUGCCAUUGGGAAGAAACAUCAUAAGAAAGGCAAAAAAAAUGUUAAGAAUAGAAGUAGGUCCGGUUAUGAAUAA